Messenger RNA from Trichomonas vaginalis G3, 2028 nucleotides. RefSeq names its product antigen BSP-related family. The transcript has a single exon. The record is from RefSeq and is a predicted model, not a curated record. The coding region runs from base 1 to 2028 and encodes 675 amino acids. Lineage: Eukaryota; Parabasalia; Trichomonadida; Trichomonadidae.
AUGUCUUGUUUUGCGUUUUGUAGUUCAUUAGAGUUAGUUGACAUACCACUUGACAGCGAAAUUACUGAAAUAGGAAAAUGGGUUAUUAGAAUGAGUAAAGUUAAAUCAUUUACUAUUCCUUCAAAAGUUACAUCAAUUAUGGCAGAAAUAUUCGAAUAUUGCUAUUUAGAAGAAAUCCUUGUAAGCAGAGACAACAAAAUUUUCACUAUUACUAACGGAAUAUUAAUAAAUAAUGAAACUAAAACAGCAGUUGCAUAUCCUUCAAGAAAAACUGGAGAUUUAGUUAUUCCUGAAGGGAUUACUAGAUUUGCUAGUUCCGCAUUUGUUUGGUCUAUAUUUCCAAGUGUUACUUUACCAUCAACGUUGACAUCCAUUGCAUCUUAUUCAAUGACUCAGAUUCAAAUAACAGAGAUAGAUAUACCAGAUUCGGUAACAAUUAUUUAUAAUAAUGCAUUUGCCGGAUGCAAGAAAUUAACUAGAGUUAAACUUCCAAAAGGAUUAAAUUUGCUACCGGAAAUGUGCUUCUGGGAUACAAACUUAUCCUCAAUUGAAUUACCAGACACAUUAACAAGGAUUGAUAAAGGCUGCUUCAUGAAAUGUCCAAACUUGAAAGAGGUGACAUUACCCGAAAAUUUGACACAGUUAAAUGGUCAAGUUUUCGAUCCAGGAACAAAGUUAUACUUUAGCGGAAAUUCCAAUUUUUAUAUAAAUGAUGAGUAUAUUAUUAUGACAAGAGAUAAUUCAACAAUUUCACAACAUAUUGGAACAUCACAGACAACAAUUAAUAUUCAUAAAGAUGUUACCUUAAUAAAGAAAUCUGUUUUUUCCGGUAAAAAUUUCAUUACUAGAAUGGUGUUCCCAAGUGAUUCCAAAUUAGAAACAAUUUUAGAAAGUGCUUUUACUGAUUGCACAAAAAUGGAAUUUGUAAAUCUUCCAAUUUAUAUCAAAUCAAUUGGGAAUUUUGCAUUCCAAAAUUGCCAAAAAUUACAGUCAAUUGUUUUAAAUAGCUGCAGAUCUAUUGGAGAUUCGUCAUUCUCCAAUUGUAUUGCAUUAUCAUCUGUGAAUUUCGAGCAAAGUGAUAUUAUAUCAAUUCCAGAUAAUUGUUUUUACGGAUGCACUUCAUUGACAACUAUAAAAUUGCCAUUGAAAUUGAAAUAUAUUGGAAUUUCUUCAUUCUCUAGAUGCUCCAAUCUGAAUAUAGUUACAUUCCAUGACUCAUUAACUACUAUAGGAAAUAAUGGUUUCCAAGGUUGCAGUUUGCUGUCUGUAGAUUUAAGCAGCUGCAGUGGCAUGACAAAUAUUAGUGAUUUCUGUUUUAGUGAUAACACAAACUUAGAAUCAAUUAAUUUCCCAGCAAGAAUUACUCUUCUUGGAGUUUCUUCUUUCAGUAACACUGCAAUUUCUACACUUGAUGUUCCAUCAUCUGUUUACCAAAUAAGCAGUAAUGCAUUUUAUUCAUGUCAAUCACUUUCAACAAUUAAUAUUCCAGCAGAUUCAUCACUUGAAUUUAUCAAAAGUGGUGCAUUUAGGGAUUGCUUUAGAAUUGCAAGUAUUAACUGCGAGAGUACUAGAUAUAGAAUUGUUACAGAAGCCUUAUUUGAUAGGCAGCAAACAUCUUUGAUUCUAUUUCCACCUGUAUCUCAAGUGAAAUUCUUUUCUCUUCCAGGAAGUACAGUAACAAUUAGUGAAGGUGCUUUUAUGAGCUGCGUCAAUCUUGUUUCUAUUUUCAUUCCAAGUAAUAGUGUUGCUAAUAUUUCAAAGAGUACAUUCGACGGCUGCAUAAAUCUAAAGAUGAUAAAUAUUCCAGCAAGUGUUAUUGAUGUUGGAGAGGAUGCUUUCAAAGGCUGUAAUCAACUCUCAUGCGGCUGUUUGAUAGAAAAUAAAAACAAAACAUAUAUUGAUAGUCUAAUUACAUUUAGCAAGUUACCGCAAUUAAGUACAAAACCGUGCUCAAAUAUGAUAACUAAAGAUUGUUAUCGCUUUAAUGUCAACAGUUUACCAAUAACACCAUUCAUAGCAAUGAUAUAA